AUGACUUCUGUCCCCACAGCCAGCUGGAACGUGAGCAUGAGCAGGAGGUGGAACAUGAGUCUUGCUGCAGCAGGUGAUCCCUGGGGACAGGCGCUGGGGGUGCCAGCUGGAAAUGCUUCUCCCCCUGUAGCAUCCUCAGCAGCCAACUUCUCCAAUCAGUUUGUGCAACCCUCUUGGCGCAUUGCCCUGUGGUCUCUGGCUUAUGGUGGUGUGGUGGCAGUUGCCGUUUUUGGAAAUCUCAUUGUCAUCUGGAUUAUCCUGGCUCACAAGCGCAUGAGGACAGUGACCAAUUACUUCCUGGUGAACUUGGCCUUCUCCGAUGCCUCCAUGGCUGCCUUCAAUACUCUCAUCAACUUCAUCUACGCGCUGCACAGCGAGUGGUACUUUGGAGAGGCUUACUGCCGCUUCCACAACUUCUUCCCAAUCACAGCUGUCUUCGCCAGCAUCUACUCCAUGACAGCGAUAGCGGUGGACAGAUACAUGGCUAUUAUCGAUCCCUUGAAACCUAGGCUCUCUGCAACUGCUACCAAGGUGGUCAUUGGGAGCAUAUGGAUUUUGGCUUUCCUGUUGGCCUUUCCCCAGUGCCUGUACUCCAUAACCAAGGUGAUGCCUGGGAGAACUCUUUGCUAUGUAGCAUGGCCAGGUGGUCCAAAACAGCAUUUUACGUAUCACAUCAUUGUAAUUGUGCUGGUCUACUGCUUUCCACUGCUUGUCAUGGGCAUCACUUAUUCCAUAGUGGGAAUUACCCUCUGGGGAGGAGAAAUACCAGGCGACACAUCCAACAAAUAUCAUGAGCAGCUCAAAGCUAAGAGAAAGGUGGUAAAAAUGAUGAUUGUGGUUGUGCUGACAUUUGCCAUCUGCUGGCUGCCCUACCACAUUUACUUCAUAGUUACCGGGAUCUAUCAACAAUUAAAUCGGUGGAAAUACAUUCAGCAAAUCUAUUUGGCCAGCUUUUGGCUUGCCAUGAGCUCUACCAUGUACAAUCCCAUUAUCUACUGUUGUCUUAACAAGAGGUUCCGAGCUGGCUUCAAGCAAGCGUUCCGCUGGUGCCCCUUCAUUGAGGUGUCCAGCUAUGACGAGCUGGAGCUCAAGGCUGCCAGGUUCCAUCCCACCCGGCAAAGCAGCCUUUACGCUGUGUCCAGAAUGGAGUCUAGCAUGACGGUGGUGUUCGACACUAUUGAUGGAGACAACAGCCAAGCCAGCCGUAAGAAAAGAGCAGCUCCGAGGGACACCGGUUUCAAUGGCAAUUCCAAGACCAUCUCCACAGCCUCAAGUCUCAUCAGUUCACUGCACACGUCGGUAGAUGAUUAUUCCUAA
Messenger RNA from Apaloderma vittatum (bar-tailed trogon), 1317 nucleotides. It is a transcript of the gene TACR3, whose product is annotated as tachykinin receptor 3. Gene Ontology annotation, cellular component: sperm midpiece; plasma membrane. Lineage: Eukaryota; Metazoa; Chordata; Aves; Trogoniformes; Trogonidae. The transcript has 5 exons. The record is from RefSeq and is a predicted model, not a curated record. Gene Ontology annotation, molecular function: tachykinin receptor activity. Gene Ontology annotation, biological process: positive regulation of flagellated sperm motility; G protein-coupled receptor signaling pathway. Bases 1 to 1317 code for a protein of 438 amino acids.